UGAAAGCGAGGCAAAUCUUACGUGUGAUUCUCUUUUCUUUGAAAAAUUAGAAGAACAGUGAAUCACAUUGUAUUGCACUGGUGUUUUUCAAACUUUUGCAAAAUGUCGAAGAACAAGAAACUCACAAAAGAAGAGGAGUUACUGUUGCAAGAUUUCGGCCGCAAUGUGUCGACGAAAUCGUCGUUGUUGUUUUAUUGUAAUGCCUUUUUUGUCUCGGCUGUGCCACUAUGUAAGUGUGACCUUUGUUCGUUUAUAGUUUCAUAUUUUGAAGCAUUUGGUUCCACGUGUAGAAGAAAAAUGUGAUGUUUCAUCAUGGUAUUUCAUUUCGUUUGUACACAUGUUUAAAAUAGACAUAAAACUCAUUAAUGCUAAACUUUAUAUUUUAACAUAAAAACACCACCUGAUACAAUUACUAGAAAAUGCCCAGUUGGUAUAAAAUUUAUAAACCUGAUAAAACAGCAUCCAUUAGAACUUGAUAAGCUUGUGGUAUUUUGGAAAUUACAAGAUGGAAACCCUUGUUUUACAAGUUACCAUUUUGUUGUGCAAAAUACCAAUAUUUAUGAUCUUUCUUGAUACAAAUAUGAAAAGGCAUUGACAGGCUGUUCACACGAUCUUGGCCUGAUAGUGGAAGGCAGGAUGAUUUCGAGGGUGAUCUGAACUAUUGGCAUUAUAAAGUUAAGUAAUACGUAAAAAAUUGCACUGUCUACAAAUGCUAAAUACGUUCUAGUGGUUGUCGACAGUGCUAAUUUCUCUGUAUUAGUUAACUUCAUUUUGUCUGGUGCCAUUUGAUUUUGAGGUGUUUUAACCAGUUGCACGCUAAUGUGCCCUUUCUUUGUUGUUUUACUCUGUCUAAUGUCUGAUGAUUUUACUUGUCAAGGGGAGAGUGCUGGCACUCGAUAAGCAAUCUUGCAUUCUUUCUCAUCGCAUUCUAUCGAGUUCUGACUCAUUCAUGAUUGAUGAAUUUGUUUAGGGUUAUUCUGGCGUGUUCAUGAAAUGGAUCCACAGGAUUCAGUGAUUUUGUUCAGUGUUAUGACCUUGAUUUGUACAUGGUUUAUUUCCUAUGCUUAUAAGAAUAUUAAAUUUCAGUUAAAACACAAGUAAGUAGAAUGUUUUGUAAUCUGUAAAAUAAUUAUGUAAAAGAGGUAAUGAAAGGGCGUAGUAGUUGACUAACAUCCAAACAAAGUGUCUUAGCUCAGAACAUUGAAGUUUUCUCUUUAUCUCUGGAACUUGUGGCCAAAACAAACAGGAUUACGACCAAGCUUGCAAUAUUGCAGGUUGAGAACAGAGAUUUACUUUGGUUGAAAACUAGGCAUCCUAACUCUCCCACCUACAAGUCCUCCCCCACCUACAAGUCCUCCCCCAUAAAACUGGCUGCUACGCAGGUUACUGCAAAGUGAUAAACACAUUAAACAACGUUAAACUAAACCAUUCCAGGAUAGCAUUAAAGAUUGAACAUGCAGUGACGCGUGAAGUGAAUCAUCAACUAGAUUCGAAACCUGAGACAAAAAAAUUAACAAGACAAGAAAAAGAUGAGAGGUUUGUUGAAGAUGAAUAACAUGACUAUAUAUCUCACUGAGCAGUUGAGUAUAGUGUCUGGUCUUGUUAGCUUUUUGUUGUUAACCCUGUUAACUAGCAUUCUUCAUCCUUUAUUGAUUAACCACAUUACCCUGCAAUUUAUCAACACAUGUUUCCUUUUUUAGAAUUUUGUGGAAGAAAAACAACGUUGCAGACAUGGAGGCAACAACCUACUCGAUCUUUUAUAACAACACGCUGUUCUUGUUUUUGAUGUUGAUAAUGUCUUUCUAUGUUGCAAGAUCUUUCAACCCUGGAGUGUAUCCUUUUGAAACAAAACUGUAGGAAUAGUUUUAAAACAGGUACCAAGGCCAGAUUUUAGUGGAAAUACUGGGGAAGUUGGAAAAAAUAUUGUGGGAUGUGCAGUGUCUUCCUCACAGCCCCCAAUGGACAUGGCAUGUUAUGGCUUAGAACAUACCCCCCUAGAAUCAACCAUGUGAAUUAUGACUGUAUUUCAUUCUGCAUUAUGACUUCAUUGCAUUACUACAUUGCAUUAAAAGGGGCUAUUCAAUUUUAUAGAAAAAACUUUCUUACAAAGUGUAGAUCCCGAUCAGCGCAUAAAAAAUUUCACUUUGAUCUAUCACUUAAUCUUUCUCAAGGGUAGGUGCAUGACUUUUCAGGGGAGGGGCAAAACAAUCUCAGGGGAGGUGCGCACCUCCCCUCAAAAUCCGGCCAUGCCAAGUAUGCCUCUCAGCCAAGGCUCCUUCAUUGUACAACAUCAAUUUCCUUAACAUAUUUGUAGUAACUAUGUGAUGUCUACAGCUGCAGCUUCUGGAUUUGUUGCUCUCCUGUCCACCUCAUCUUCAGCCACAUCAUAAUUUUAAUAUUUCAACACAACUAUAUUGGUUUUUAGAAAUAAAGGUGGCUAGACUUGGCCAGAAUCAUAUAAGUUGUAUACUUGUUCAUUAUUUUUGGUUGUUCUUCAAGUGUUUUACUAGUAUAAGUUUUUAGUAUAAUAUGCUGGCUUGGAUGAAACUAGCUGGAAAAUAAAAUAAGAACAAACUUUGGUUUUGAGAGUGAAGGCCUUUUGUUUGGAAAAUAAUAGCGUGUGUCGGGAAACUACUAGCAAAGGGCCUUUCCUUGAGGCGUCUACGUUUGUUCCAAUUUUUCAGGUAGUUUCAUCAUACAACAAAGCUUGCAAAUUGUAUUCCUCACUAUCGACAUUAAGCACCUAUCAAGCAUAGUAUCUUUUUGUAUAAUACUUUUAAUUAAUAAGAAAUGUACCUUUGAAUAGACUGAAAUACAGCAUGUACCCUACCAGAAACUGAUACUUACAGGGGUACACCCCAAUGUUUUUUUACCAAAGAGUGGUACAUUUUCACGACAA
This is a messenger RNA of Paramuricea clavata, 2899 nucleotides long. NCBI's taxonomy places the organism in Eukaryota, Metazoa, Cnidaria, Anthozoa, Malacalcyonacea, Plexauridae. The record is from the annotation of a GenBank genome assembly.